CCUCUUUCGAUCGUAGUGACGAUUAGUCUUACAUCCAUCUGUGUUGGCGGGAGAAUCGAAAGCUAACGAGCCUUGAUCAUCAAAGAAGGAAGUCUGCUCAAACAAAAGCUCCCAAAGUAUUCAGAGGAUAGGCAAGCAUCGCACAUGAUUCGAAAGAUCGAUAGGAUAUGAGCGCUACCAAAUUGCCGACUUCUUCGAUCGAAGCAGAAGGGUUGCUGAAACAAUGGCUUUCUAUAUGGGAUCAAGGAGGCAAAGAUCAACUCUACGAAAUAUUACAAAUUGCUUUCACACAAUCUCAGCAAGAUGGUGACGAUAUUUCAUCACAAGACUCAUUCUCGCUUCUAUUGCUGGCAUGGAUAACGAGGCAGAUCCUACACGACCAGAUUCAGCCUUCGUCGUUCUCAGAUGUUCUACUUCAGAUUGCACCGCCAAUUGGGAUAGAGAAUGGAGAUACAGAAGAUUCAGCAGAAGCAGGCCCAAGCAGAUCACACUCGCCAGAAUCCGAUGCUGCCCCCAACGAGAAGAGCAGUCCGAUAUCCGAACUACUUCUAGAUGCUAUCUGGACUGCGGAUCUACAAAUUGACGCUCGCCGAGAAAUUGCAGCGACCCACGAUAGUAAUGCGAUAAUAGACGACGCCCUCGACGGGGAGACACUGGAUGAACAAUCAUCCAGAUCACGAUCCCGACUAGCUGACAUUGUUUGUGAAUUGGUGGAACAACAGCUGCUAAAGCGGCUAGAUGUGGCAGAACGCUUAGAAUUACCUCUGUUACAUCAAAUCGGUCUCGUUCCCGAUGAACGUGAUAUGAGCCGUAAAGCGAUCCGGAUCAACACAGCUCGACUAUACAAACAGCAAAAGUUCAACCUCUUGCGCGAAGAGAAUGAAGGGUUCUCCGGUCUUAUCAAUGAGCUUCUCCUGGGAAUAGGCCCGCCGACUAUUGCAAUCAGCCAAGCAAAGGAUGAUGGCUCUUCAUUCCUACGCGUGAUCGAACAGGAAAGCGUCGAAGUGAGAAAUGAGAGAGCUCAAAGGGUAAUGAAUAACAUAUCUGCUCUGAUUGGGUACUUUGACAUGGAUCCGAGUCGUGUAUUGGACGUCAUUCUCGACAUAUUCUCGGCCAAUGUCUAUCAUCACUGGCCAUUCUUUCUUGCACUUCUGUCCCUUUCACCUUGGCGUACAGUGCAACAUGGAACGAAAUCGAAUGCAAUGGAUCUUGACGCUGAUGAAGGUGAAAAUGCAUGGCGCUUUGGCUCUGUCAAUACCAAUAUUAGUGGUGAAUCUGGUCAUCACACAUGCGCUCAGAUUUUAGGAUUCAAGUUCUCCUUUUAUCAACACCCGGAGACGACACGACAAAAUGGACUAGAAGAACUUUACACAGUGGCUGCUAUCCUAAUCCGGGUUGGUCAAAUACGCUUUGUUGACUUAAUGCCCCAUCUAUCACCCGACGAGAAAGGAAUGACAAAGCUACACGAAGAGUAUAAAACCGCUUUGAGCGAUCGAGCGAUGAGCGCAAAAGGUAACGCUCUUUCUAUGGCUGCUCCCUUGACAGCAGAUGAAGGAGAAGGUGGUGCUCUGUCUGAUGCACGAGAUGCCAACGGUCAGAAGGAUGCAAAUGCCGUUCCUCAUGUGAUGCCAAAUCAAGUUCUUGGCUUAUUGAAAGCUUUACUUGCCAUUGGCGAAAUUCGGCAUGCAUUCUUGAUAUUGGGAAAAUAUCCAUGGCUGUGCGGAGCAUUUCCAGAAGUCUCUGAUUUGCUAUGUCGAUUGUUGAACGUGAUGAUAGAGCCUAUUUACUCAUCCGUUGCACUAUCAAAGCAGAUCGAUGCCAGCCUUGGAUAUUUGACUGUACCACAACGAUACCGCUUCGACAAUAAGAAGCAAGAACUCAUCCCGCUACCCUUUCCUCGAGCUGACGUCACAUCACUGGCGCCUGAGCCGCUUGGUACACAUCUGACAGACUUUGUCUACUUCUUCCCAGAAUGGAAAGAGAAGCUGCCUAGAUGCACUGACGAACAAUUCUUGUCAGAAUUCGUACCGUAUCUUCGGAUGCUUGGACCGUACCUCAGCAGAAAUCUGACUCUAUUCCAACGCAUUUGCAGGAUUGGGAAAGUUGCUAUGCGAUCUAUCGAAGAUUCUUCAAAAGAGAAAACUGCCUGGUUGGAACUCAUUCGCAACGUUUUACUCCCUGCUCUUUCGAUGACAUCUGGAAACUCAGGAUUGGUGUCGGAGGUAUGGGUGAUCUUAAGACAAUUGUCUUACACCGAACGAUUUAGUGUUUAUGGCGAGUGGAAAUACUCGCUAUACAAGCGACCUGAGCUUCGAGUUCGACAAGCAGAAGUGGAAAAAGAAGCAAAAGGCAUCUUGAAGCGAAUCAGUAGCGACAAUGUCAAGUUGUCCGGUCGUGCACUUGCAAAAGCAUCUCAUGCGAACCCAACAAUCUUCUUUACCGUUGCCCUCAAUCAAGUACAAUCUUACUCAAAUCUGAUCGCCCCAAUUGUAGAAUGUGCCAAAUACUUGACGCAUUUCGAAUAUGACGUCUUCGGCUUCAACUUGAUCGACGCUUUGAGCAAUCCAGAAAAGGAUCGAACGAAGCAAGAUGGAACGAGCGUGAGCCAGUGGUUGCAGAGUUUAGCAGCAUUUACUGGAACCCUGUACUGGCGAUACGCAAUGAUGGAUUGCUCUCCCGUACUGCAAUACAUCGCCAAUCAACUGAAGGAGAACAACAUCAAAGAUCUUGUGAUCAUUCGAGAAUUGAUCUUGAAGAUGGCUGGAAUUGAGCCCUUGCAGAAUUUAUCAGAUUCGCAAGUAGCAGCCUUGACAGGAGGAAGGAUGCUACGUAUGGAAGCUAUGAUGAUUGCCAAUGCCGGUAUCGCAACGAAAACUAGGUUAGCUCUACGCAAGAGUAGCUCAAGACUUCUGCAUGCUUUGAAGCAGAGUAUGAUGAUCAUGCCUCUUUUAAUUCUCAUCGCGCAACAAAGACAAGCUUGCAUUCAUCUUGUGCCGGAUAGUGAAGCUCAUUUGAAAUAUUUGGGCAACCUUUUCGAUACCUGUCAAGAGAUCUUGUUCCAAUAUAUCGAAUUUAUGCACAAUCAGCUGGACUCUCAAGCCUACUCGGAUCUAAUACCUACUAUGGACGACCUUUGCAGAAGAUUUGAAUUGGAGCCUGCGAUUGCUAGUCACCUUGUUCGCCCUCGAAUGACUUUGCAGAUCCGCCAAGCGCAAGCGAAGGAGAAUGAAGAAAGACUUCGCAAGGAACUUCUAUCAAGUCAGAAUAAGAAAAGUACGCCCACUGAAGAGACCGAAAAGGCCGAAGAAGGUGACAACACGGAAAAGAAAGAGGAUGAUGCCAACAUGACAAAUGGGGAAGAAGAAAAGAAGCCCACAGAAGCAAAAUCAGAUAAAGAGAACAGUGAAGAUACUGAGAUGCAAGAGAACGAUGAAGUCAAGCCUGAAGUUUCAGCCGAGCAAGAGAGUGAGGAAGCUGACAAGCCUAUCUGGAAUCCAGCUUUGUCUGAAGCGUAUGAAGCGGCAGAGAAUGUACUGCCGGACGAUGCAAAGGAAGUGAUUGGAGUACACUUCUUUUCCACUUUCUGGCAAUUAGCCUUAUCAGAUAUCUCUGUUCCUGCAGAGAGAUACCAGCAAGAGAUUCGUACCCUGCAAAAAGUCAUUGACGAGAAUCCAGAAGGCAGCCGAUCUUCAAAUCCAAAAGUACGAGCUCAAGCACAAGAUUCUAUUCGACUUUUACGGGUAGAACUGAAAGAGCAGACUGCCGGACAUCAAUUCACAAAGAAUAGACUAAAGGUGGAAAAGAGCCAUUGGUUCAAGAAGGAUACAAAUCGAGCAGAUAUUCUUUAUGCGGCUUUGCAAUACUGUUUCAUCCCCAGAGCUUUACUUUCGCCAACAGAUGCAGUAUUUGCAGCCCGCUUUAUCCGGAUCAUGCAUACGAAUGCUACGUACAAUUUUGAUACUGUGAAGAUGUAUGACAAGAUCUUUAUGGAACAAAUCCCAGCACUGAUCUUUAGUACAACGGAAAAUGAAGCGCGCAACCUAGCAAGAUUCUUGCAGGUAAUCAUGACUGAUUUGACAGCAUGGUUCAAAGAUGAAAAGAAGUUCGUUUCUGAGGCUAAAGGCGAGAAUCUUCCAGGAUUCCAAAUUCGAUGGGGCGAGCGUCAUGGAGAUGAAGAAGUACCAGAUGAAGAUAUGAUGCAGUUCGAUCAAUUCAAAUCCAUCAUUCGAAAAUGGCACAAUAUGCUACAGUCAACUUUCAUCGAAUGCUUAACAUCGCGAGAGUAUAUGCGCAUUCGCAAUUGCAUCGUUGUAAUGACACGAAUUGCAAGCUUUUUCCCAAUCUGGGAACUUCAUGGUUCAGUCUUGGUAGAGACAAUCUCAAAGGUAUCAAACGAAGAGGAACGUGGUGAUCUCAAGGUGUUGGGACAAGGAUUGUUGGCCACAUUGAGAAAAGAGCAAAAAGGUUGGAUACCCAUGCCGAAAAAGAAAGCGGCUGAACAGUCAGUUGGCAAAACAGAUGAAAAGUCCAAAAGCACAGACAAGACUGUCGAUACCAAACCUGCUGCCGAUUCAUCAACAAAGGCCAAUGGAGAAAGUCUGGCUGAACAAAAAGACUCAGGUACGACCGCGAAGGCAGAUAAAGAUCAAAGGCCAGCGCCACAAUCCCGCUCAACGUCCACACACAAAUUGCCAGCCAGGCCUGGUUUGGAACCAAAAGCAUCUUCUAAUGCUCCUUCACCAAGACCAUCAUGGGAUGAUCGAACGACUUCGACGACAAAAGCUGCUGGAUCGGAUGACGCAAAAAGUGUACAAGCAGCAAGACAAGCUGCCCUUGCCAGUAUGCGAGAAGGCGCAAUGAAUCCACCCAAAGCACCAACAAGGGAUCGUGAACGUGAUAGGGCUUCAGCUGUGCAAAGAGGCAAUAAUAGCUCUUCCACUUCGAACCCGACGACAGCGAAUUCAUCAGCUCGCUCACGCAAUGACGGAGACAAGACACCUCGGUCGCAAUCCGCUCGUUCGCGUGAUACUUCACCUCGCGCAAGUGAUCGCGGUGCAACUGCCAAUCGGACAAACGCUGAUUCUCGAAGCAGAGCACCAAGUGAAGAUGUUAAUGGCGGCAAUAGACGUGAUCGCAAUUCGUCUGAUUAUUACUCAGCGCCUAAAGAUGCACCAAACAGACGUGAUCGUGGAUGGGACGAUAGAUAUGAUAGUCGACAAGCAGAUCGAACCAGAGAUCGUGAUUCACGUACACCUCGUGAUGCUCGUGAUAGUGAUCGAGAUCGCGAAAGAGAUCGUGAACGUGCCAAAAAGGAUUCUAUCAAUCAGGUUCGAGGUGGAGAUGAUCGUCGUGAUCGACGUGAUACCGAUCGUGAUCGAACAUCUACGCCAUCUGCAAACACAGAUCGACGAAAUGGAGCAUACGAUCGUCGUGAUAGCGCAGCGAAUGCCAACGACCGCACCAAAUCCCAGUCUUCACGGGAUAGUGAUCGUGGGUACAGCGCUCGUAAUGACUCCUCUCGUCAACCUGUCUCAAGCUCACGCACAUCUAGCAUUCCUCAAUCGGACGACAAGAGAGGUGAUGAUCGACGCGAUCGCGAUAGGGAUGUUCGGGGUAAAGAUCAAGAUGCUAGAAGUUCACAGCAAAGUAAGCCAGAAAGUGCAUCUUCAGACCGAAACGAGAGUACGCCAAAGGCCACUCCUUCCUCUAUGGCCGAACCAUCAUCUACUGCAAGUCCUUCAGGAUCAAAGAAGCGUAGUUUGUUCGAUCGACUAACGAUGGAACAAAAUGCUUCCAACUCAGCUCCUGCCUCGCCAGGAGGAAAUGGAGAAGGAUCUGCCAAUCGUUCAUCACCAAAAACGAAUGAUUCAGGUAACACACGCAGUGAUGCCGAUACGAGACGUGAUACGGAUCAACAACCAAACAAACGAGCACGGACAAGUAAAGCAGGCGAUGAUGAUCGUCGUCAUAUUUCCAGCUCAAAUGAUAGAGGCUCAGAAGCCGAUAAAGGUAUUUCCAUUCAUGGUCAAGGAAGGGCUACUCCGAACAAUAACAACAACUACCAAAACGCAUCUCGCUCUGCCAGUCAACCAUAUGCUCGUGGUGGUGGUGGACAAGGCGGAUAUAGAGCAGGUGAAGAUGCCUACAGGCCAAACACCGAUCAAACACGUUCUGCUUCCAGUGGUAAUCUCAGACGUGAUCGCCAACCGAACAGUCGUGAUAGAGAUCGUCGAAGACGUGAACGUCGAUCGGGCGCUUAAAUGCUAAAAUUGCCAAAUCAAUGUACAAUACCAAAAUGCAAUUGCCAAUAUUUUUCCAUCUGAAUGCAUUCCUAAUGAGCAGUGAGGGU
Messenger RNA from Meira miltonrushii, 6349 nucleotides. RefSeq lists its product as uncharacterized. Gene Ontology annotation, biological process: mRNA export from nucleus; mRNA processing. The transcript has 2 exons. The record is from RefSeq and is a predicted model, not a curated record. NCBI's taxonomy places the organism in Eukaryota, Fungi, Basidiomycota, Exobasidiomycetes, Exobasidiales, Brachybasidiaceae. Gene Ontology annotation, molecular function: mRNA binding. Bases 168 to 6260 code for a protein of 2030 amino acids. Gene Ontology annotation, cellular component: THO complex part of transcription export complex.